Messenger RNA from Solanum stenotomum, 1974 nucleotides. RefSeq lists its product as uncharacterized. Gene Ontology annotation, molecular function: nucleic acid binding. The transcript is spliced from 4 exons. Gene Ontology annotation, biological process: DNA integration. The record is from RefSeq and is a predicted model, not a curated record. Lineage: Eukaryota; Viridiplantae; Streptophyta; Magnoliopsida; Solanales; Solanaceae. The coding region runs from base 1 to 1974 and encodes 657 amino acids.
AUGUCAUUUGGGCUAACAAAUGCACCGACAAUUUUUAUGGAUUUGAUGAAUAGGGUGUUCAAGCCAUUCUUGGAUGUAUUUGUGAUAGUAUUUAUAGAUGAUAUCUUGGUGUAUUCAAGAUCAAAAGAGGACCAUGCAAAUCACUUACGACAUGUAUUACAAGUUCUUCGUGAUCGGCGGUUGUAUGCCAAGUUCUCCAAAUGUGAAUUUUGGUUAAAAUCAGUGACGUUCUUGGGUCAUAUUGUAUCUGAUGAAGGAAUAAGGGUUGAUUCACAAAAGAUAGAGGCCGUGAAAGAUUGGCCAAGACCAAUAACAACCACAGAGGUUUGUAGCUUCCUAGGGUUGGCAGGUUAUUAUAGAAGGUUCGUUGAAGGAUUUUCUUCUAUUUCUGCACCUUUAACUAAGCUAACACACAAGGCAACUAAAUUUCAGUGGAAUGAUGCAUGUGAAAGAAGCUUACAAGAGUUGAAAAGCAGGCUAACUUUCGCACAUGUAUUAGUACUUUCGGAAGGCACAGAGGGGUAUGUAGUAUAUUGUGAUGCUUCAGGGGUUGGUUUAGGAUGUGUACUAAUGCAGCAUGAAAGAGUAAUAGCUUAUGCCUCAAGACAACUGCGGCCACAUGAGAGAAACUACCCAACACAUGAUCUUGAACUAGCAGCGAUUGUAUUUGCUUUAAAGAUAUGGCGCCACUAUUUAUAUGGGGUUCACGUUGACAUUUAUAUAGACCAUAAAAGGAAAGGAAGCGUAGUAGCCGAUGCUCUCAGUCACAAGACAAUAUCAAGUAUUAAUGAGCAAACCGUGGAAAAAGAAGGGAUGGUGAAGAAUCUACGUCAACUAGUUAGUUUGGGAGUUCGUCUUCUUGAAACCCCAAAAGAAGGGAUUGUAAAGCCUAAUGCGGCAGAAUCUUCAUUAGUAGUUGAGGUGAAAGAGAAGAAGUUCAAAGAUCCUACUCUACAACGACUUAAGGAGAAGUGGGACAUGAUCAACAUGGAUUUUGUCACUAGUUUACCUCGCUCGUUUCAUAAGUUUGACUCCAUAUGGGUAAUAGUUGAUAGACUCAACAAGUCAGCACAUUUCUUGCUAGUUAAGACAGAUUAUAUAGCUGAAGACUAUGCAAAGUUAUAUAUUAAGGAGAUAGUUCGGCUACACUGGAUUCAAAUCUCUAUUAUAUCUGAUCGAGGAGCUCAAUUCACUGCAAUGUUUUGGAAAUCAUUCCAAAAGAGUUUGGGAACACAAGUGAAUUUAAGUACAACCUUCCACCCUCAAACAGAUGGCCAAGCAGAAUGCACAAUCCAAACACUUGAGGAUAUGCUUCGAGCUUGUGUCUUAGACUUCAAAGGUAGCUGGGAUGAUCAUUUACCACUUAUUGAGUUUGCCUACAAUAAUAGUUAUCAUUCUAGUAUCAAAAUGGCACCUUAUGAAGCUUUAUAUGGAAGGAAGUGCAGAUCACCUAUUGGCAGGUUUGAAGUAGGCAAAACUGCUUUAUUUGGACCAGACCUUGUUUUUCAAGCUAUGGAAAAAGUUAAGGUGAUACAACAACAGCUAGCAACAGCUCAAAGCCGACACAAAUCAUAUGCAGAUGUUAGAAGAAGAGGAUUAUCAUUUUCUAUGGGAGAUUGGGUGUUCUUGAAAGUAUCGCCAAUGAAAGGGUUAGAGCUACCUCAGAAGCUUUCAGCAGUUCAUCCGGUGUUUCAUGUCUUAAUGCUUCGGAAGUGCAUUGGUGACCCAUCCUAUAUCACUCCUAUUGAAGAUGUACAAGUUACAGGGGAUCUCACCUAUGAAGAAGUAGCUAUUGCUAUUCUGGAUCGUCAAGUUAAAAAGCUAAGGAAUAAAGAAAUGGCUUCAGUAAAGGUGCUUUGGAGGAACCAACAAGUGGAAGAAGUAACGUGGGAAGGUGAGGAAGCGAUGAAAUCCAAGUACCCUUAUUUAUUUGAACCUAAAGGGGAAGUCCAAGGUGCAGAAUGGGGGCAUUAA